AUGAUCAACUAUAUCCUGCUUGUUUCUCGCCAAGGCAAAGUACGCCUUGCAAAAUGGUUCACGACGAUGCAGCCAAAAGCGAAGGCAAAGAUUGUCAAAGAUGUAACGCAGCUCGUUCUUGCACGGAGGACUCGCAUGUGCAACUUCCUGGAGUACAAGGACACGAAGGUCGUCUACCGCCGAUACGCCUCACUGUUCUUCGUGUGCGGUAUUGGGCAAAUGGAUAAUGAGCUCAUUACGCUCGAGAUUAUACACCGUUAUGUUGAAGUCCUGGAUCGAUACUUUGGGAACGUGUGUGAGCUGGAUUUGAUCUUCAACUUCCAGAAAGCCUAUGCUAUCCUAGACGAGCUCAUCAUUUCCGGAGAACUACAAGAGUCAUCAAAGAAAUCUGUUCUACGCGUGGUGACCCAAUCCGACUCGGUCGAAGAGCAAGAAAACAGCGAGGACACGAUGGCACGGUUGGGCUCUCGCGCACUAUGA
Heterobasidion irregulare TC 32-1 is the source of this 480-nucleotide messenger RNA. RefSeq lists its product as uncharacterized. The transcript has 7 exons. Lineage: Eukaryota; Fungi; Basidiomycota; Agaricomycetes; Russulales; Bondarzewiaceae. The record is from RefSeq and is a predicted model, not a curated record. The coding region runs from base 1 to 480 and encodes 159 amino acids. Gene Ontology annotation, cellular component: intracellular membrane-bounded organelle; AP-1 adaptor complex. Gene Ontology annotation, biological process: vesicle-mediated transport; protein transport. Gene Ontology annotation, molecular function: clathrin-cargo adaptor activity.